This is a messenger RNA of Trypanosoma brucei brucei TREU927, 1458 nucleotides long. Its product is annotated as UTP-glucose-1-phosphate uridylyltransferase 2, putative. NCBI's taxonomy places the organism in Eukaryota, Euglenozoa, Kinetoplastea, Trypanosomatida, Trypanosomatidae. Gene Ontology annotation, cellular component: cytoplasm. The transcript has a single exon. Gene Ontology annotation, biological process: glycogen metabolic process; UDP-alpha-D-glucose metabolic process. Gene Ontology annotation, molecular function: UTP:glucose-1-phosphate uridylyltransferase activity. The coding region runs from base 1 to 1458 and encodes 485 amino acids. The record is from RefSeq and is a predicted model, not a curated record.
AUGCCGCUAAACCCUCCUUCAGCCUUUUCAGGGGCAGCUUUGGCCUGCUUGGAAAAAAUGCAGGCAUCAGGUGUUGAGGAGAAGUGUAUUCAUAUUUUCCUCAUCCAACACGCUCUUGUCCGGAAAGGAGAAACCGGCUAUAUACCCGAGAAGUCAAUAUUUCCGGUGGAAUCUCUUCCCUUCCUUCAGGGUAUCGAAACGAAGGGAGAAAACACUGCGUUACUGCGACAAGCGGUCGUUCUUAAACUCAACGGCGGUCUUGGUACCGGGAUGGGGUUGAACGGCCCCAAGAGCCUGCUACAGGUGAAGAAUGGCCAGACGUUUCUUGACUUCACAGCCCUGCAGUUGGAGCAUUUUCGUCAAGUGCGUAACUGUAACGUGCCGUUUAUGCUGAUGAACUCGUUUUCCACAUCGGGAGAAACUAAGAAUUUUCUUCGGAAGUAUCCUACCUUGUACGAGGUGUUUGACUCAGACAUCGAACUCAUGCAAAACAGAGUGCCCAAGAUAAGGCAAGACAAUUUCUUUCCCGUCACCUACGAGGCUGACCCAACGUGCGAGUGGGUACCACCAGGACACGGGGACGUAUAUACGGUGCUUUACAGUAGUGGUAAGUUGGAUUACCUGUUGGGCAAAGGCUACCGCUACAUGUUUAUAUCAAACGGAGACAACCUUGGCGCGACACUAGAUGUGAGGCUUCUGGACUAUAUGCACGAAAAACAGCUGGGGUUUCUCAUGGAGGUGUGUCGCCGUACGGAGUCAGACAAAAAGGGAGGCCACUUGGCGUACAAGGAUGUCAUUGACGAGACUACUGGACAAACGCGACGACGUUUUGUUCUUCGCGAAUCUGCUCAGUGUCCAAAAGAAGAUGAGGAUAGCUUUCAAAACAUCGCGAAGCACUGUUUCUUUAAUACGAACAACAUUUGGAUAAAUCUCAUGGAAUUGAAGAAGAUGAUGGACGAGCAGUUGGGAGUGCUGCGGCUUCCAGUGAUGCGAAACCCCAAGACGGUGAACCCGCAGGACAGUCAAUCAACGAAGGUGUACCAGCUGGAGGUGGCGAUGGGUGCCGCAAUUUCUCUAUUUGAUAGAUCGGAAGCAGUAGUGGUUCCAAGGGAGCGGUUUGCACCUGUGAAGACUUGCAGUGAUCUACUUGCGUUAAGGUCUGAUGCGUAUCAGGUGACGGAGGAUCAGCGUCUUGUUCUGUGUGAGGAGCGAAAUGGAAAGCCACCAGCUAUUGAUCUUGACGGUGAGCAUUACAAGAUGAUUGACGGAUUCGAAAAGCUUGUGAAGGGAGGAGUGCCAUCCUUGCGACAAUGCACAUCACUUACCGUCCGUGGAUUGGUGGAAUUUGGUGCCGACGUUUCCGUUAGAGGGAAUGUGGUUAUUAAAAAUUUGAAGGAAGAGCCUCUGAUCAUUGGGAACGGACGCGUUCUUGACAAUGAGGUUGUGGUAGUCGAGUAG